Molecule: messenger RNA, 1152 nt
Organism: Penicillium macrosclerotiorum
Lineage: Eukaryota; Fungi; Ascomycota; Eurotiomycetes; Eurotiales; Aspergillaceae
Exons: 1
Coding region: 1-1152 (383 amino acids)
Source: RefSeq, a predicted model, not a curated record
AUGGCGAUGUCGACUGCGGCCAUCAUCUCUCUACGAUCGUUUCUCUUCUUCAUACUUCUUUUAGUGUCCAUCGGGCCGAGCCAUGCUUCAAACGUGUUGACGCUUGCUCUACGGAGCUCAAGCUCUUGUCCCAGCUCAUACGACUCGUGUGGUGGAAGUCUACCAGACAACUUUUGCUGCCCUUCAUCCUCCACCUGCGUCAGCCUCGACAGCGACAGCUCUGCCAUCUGCUGCCCGUCGGGGUCCAAUUGUGACUAUAUCUCCCCCAUCACCUGCGAUGUACAAGAUCAGAAUGCAACCGCCUAUCCCAAAAGUACGGUUAAGACCACCAGGCUCAAUGACACGCUCCCCUCCUGCGGGAGUUCUUGUUGCCCCUUUGGCUAUACGUGCCAGGGGGACAGUAUCUGUGCCAUCAACAAGAAAACCUCUGCCACUGAAACUGCUACAUCGUCGACGGCCUCGUCCACUGCAACCGAUAUCGGUGCAACCUUUACGUCCGUUUCUUCUCCUUCUGCCUCAAACGACAACUCCACCCACUUCACCUCAAGCUGUUCUUCAUAUCCUACCAAAGCCUUAGCGGCCGGCUUCUUCCCUGGUGCAUUCUUCGGAGGCAUGCUCGCACUAAUCAUAACCUACUGCGUCCGGCGUCGAGCCCAGAAAAAGGAGCUUCAGCGUCAAACCCACAAAAUAGGUCAUCAUUGGUCCCAGCGCUCCUCGUCCGGUGCCGUAGUGGGCAUCUCUAGUCCAAUCGCCAGUGAAGACAACUCCUAUCGCACAGAUUUCCUCCUUCGCCCAGACUCCAGGCGUACCUCAGUCGGCGGUCGAUCCACACGCUCUGUGCUCCAUCGCACGGGGACCCGGGUUAAAAGCCUGUUUUUCAACAAUCCAAAACUGGACAAGGAUGUUCCUCCACUCCCUGGCUACCCACCAGUCACUCCACCUCGCCAGCGCCAGCCAAGUACUGAGAGUAUCAAGAUAUACUCCCCGCCGGGGGCAGCUUUUGCGCAGUCGAGGAAGUUCCUAGGUCCCGAGCCGUACCCCGGGACUAUUGCACGACCGGAUACGACAUUCACCGAUUUAGUUCAGGCCGUUGGAUUUAGUGAUGCAAAGGGUAAUCCAACGUUCAAAGUCACCGACACAAGUAAAGAGUAG